Messenger RNA from Notodromas monacha, 3107 nucleotides. The record is from the annotation of a GenBank genome assembly. NCBI's taxonomy places the organism in Eukaryota, Metazoa, Arthropoda, Ostracoda, Podocopida, Cyprididae.
AAUUCUUCGGCGUGUUGUUCAGGUUGUGUGGCGAAAGUAGACUUGCACAAAAAAGAAUGGAAGUUACCGACGCAAACAUCCAAGUCCUUUGCGGUUAUUUGCAAGGGACGCUGAACCCUGAUGUGAAAGCACGUAAAGAGGCAGAGAAUUUCUUGGUUUCCGUCGAACGCAAUCAAAAUUUCCCGGUUCUUCUACUGAAGCUGCUCACCUUACAGUCCGUUGAUGCGGUCAUUCGCCAAGUGGCCGCCGUCACAUUCAAGAAUUACGUGAAGCGAAAUUGGGAAGUUGACGCGGAAGAUCACAUCCAUCCCUCUGACCGUGCAAGGGUGAAAGAGUUGGUAGUUGAACUUAUGCUGCAAUCCCCGGAAGGUGUACGAAAGCAGUUACGUGCAGCAAUACAAAUUAUUGGCGCGCAUGACUUCCCAGAAAAGUGGCCAGAUCUGAUUAAAAUUCUGGUUUCGAAGUUGGCCAGCGGAGACUUCGGUGUCAUAAACGGAGCCCUACAAACAGCUAACUCGUUAUUCAAGCGGUAUCGUCAUGAAAUGCGGUCCGAUACGCUGUUCCUUGAAAUGAAAUUUGUGAUCACCGAAAUGGGGCCGUCGUUGACCGCAUUAUUUUUAUCUACAUUGGCAUUAAUUCGUGAGCAGGAACAAAACGCCGCGGCUGUCAAAAUAUUGGGACAUUCUUUGUAUAUAAUAGCGAAAGUUUUUAAUUCCCUGAAUUCACAAGACUUGCCGGAAUAUUUUGAAGACAACAUGGUGUCCUGGAUUCCGAACUUCUGUGAACUCCUUUCGUAUUCAAAUCCAUCUCUUGUGUCAGAUUCCGAUACAGAUCCAGGUCAUUUGGAGAAGUUAAAAGCGGAGAUCUGCGACAUUGCGUCUCUCUACGCCCAAAAAUACGGCGAAGAGUUCGAGCAGUAUUUGGGACCCUUUGUCACAAGCACUUGGAACCUUCUUACAACCACUUCAAACGCCCUGAAGUACGACAGUCUUGUCGGAUCUGCUAUUGGAUUUUUAUCAUCCGUUGCCUACCGCGUGUCUAACAAGAAUUUAUUCGACGACGACGCUACUUUGGCGUCCAUUUGCGAGAAAGUAAUCAUACCGAACAUGGAAUUCAGACCUGGAGACCAAGAGCUCUUUGAAGACAGUCCGGAAGAAUACAUUCGCCGCGAUGUCGAAGGCUCAGACAUGGAAACCAGGCGUCGAGCCGCGUGCGAACUCGUUCGCGCUUUGUCGAUGUACUUCGAGACGAAAAUCACGGUGAUCUUCACUGAAUACGUCAACAGCAUGUUAUCGCGAUAUGCUUCAAAUCCAGAAAAUCAUUGGCGUGAGAAAGAUGCAGCUUUGUAUCUGGUUACUUCUCUGGUUGCAAAAGGGAAGACAGAAAAAAGCGGAGUAACGAAGGCAAAUGCACUGGUCGAUAUCAAAAGUUUCUUCUCGCAACAUAUCUUACCCGAGUUGGCAGAUGCGCAAGUUGAUUCUCGUCCAGUGGUAAAAGCGGAUUGCUUGCGAUAUGUGCUUGUGUUUCGAUCGCUUCUGGAUGCGGAGCUCGUUCGCUCUGCUAUCCCACCGAUGGUGCAACAUUUGUCUGCAAAGUCGAUCGUGUCGCAUUCGUACGCUGCAUCGGCUAUAGAGAAAAUUCUGGCCAUGCCAGAGAAAAUAGUGUCCGCUGCGGAUUUAGUAUCUGUGAUGGAGCCGUUAUUGAAAAACCUUUUUGCCAUCUUGGAGGUCGAAGGAUCAAAGGAGAAUGAAUACGCGAUGCUGGCAAUAAUGAGAGUAUUGGCGUGUUUGGGAGACGAAGUCGUACCAAUUCUAGCUCCCCUCUUGCCGAUUCUUCUCGCCAAGUUGGCUGCCGCUGCGCAGAAUCCGAAGAACCCGCGUUACAACCACUACUUGAUGGAAGCGCUUUGUUGUUCGAUCCAGGCCGCAUGCAAGGCGAAUCCUGGAGCUGCUUGUGACACGUUCGAAGCGUCGUUGUUUCCUGUGUUCCAGGAGAUUUUGCAGAAAGAUGUUGCGGAGUUCGUACCGUAUGUGUUUCAAAUAUUGGCUCUGCUUCUUGAAAUGCGGAAGAAGUACAAGCUGGCCUUGCCGGAUCCUUACAUGGCGCUUCUGGGAAUGUUGCUCUUGCCGGACGUUUGGGAGACCCACGGAAAUAUUCCCCCGUUGUCUAGACUUCUUCGGGGAUUUGUGAACCUUGGAGAAGAUAGAGUCGUGAGUGCUGAAAAAGUCCCGGAGUUCCUGCGGAUUUUCCAGCGUCUCAUCGCGUCGAAGAAGUUCGAUGGUGAAGGGUUCUAUUUGGUGUCGACGAUACUGGAGAUGCCGCAAGGGCAGAGCAUCCUGCAUCAACAUUUCCGGCAGAUUUUUACACUAAUAUUCACGAGGCUGACGCAAGGGAGAACCCCGAAGUUUUCUAAGCAUUUGAUUGUUUUCGCGUCGCAUUUCGUAACGUGUCUAUCACCGGAGGCGCUGAUUGAAGUCAUUGACGGACUGCAAGCUGGAAUGUUCGGCAUGUUUCUCGAGAGGGUUUUGUUCCAGGAGUCUCAAAAGAUCACGAGAAACGAGGAAAAAGAAGUCGUUGUGACGGGUCUCACGAAACUUCUCGCCUGUGAACCAAUGGCAACCGGGAAGUACGCUGAGAAAUGGGGUCUAACAUUCACCUGUCUCGUCAACCUUCUACAACUACCGUCAGAAACCGUGAACCGCUCUGAAGUUGUGGCGUUGGAACACGGCGAAGGCAGCUACGAAGACCCGUUCGAAACGAACGUCGGCUAUCAUGGGUCAUACUCCAGGCUCCUUUUUGCGGGUUCCGGUGAAAAUUUCCCUUUCAAAAACAAGGUCCCGUGUGUCAAGUCCCUGUUGACACUUGCGCUGCGGCAGGUAGUUUCGAUCGGUGGGCAUUUGGACAAGCUUGUGAUGACUGUUCAGGACGAGAGUGCUCGUAUGAAUGCUGUCGAUUUUAUCAAAGGGCUCGGCGUUGCGAUCUGAACGAAGCUUUGAUUCUUCAAUUGUCCUGUGAGAUUCCGCCUCUGCUUUUUUUUGAAGUUUUUACGAUUUGCGAGUUGAUGCUAGCAAUAAAUUUAUGAAUUUGUGCCACUCCCAGAGAUGAAA